UGUUGGUUAAUUUUUUACAAAUUUCUUCGAUAUAACCCAAGAAUUCCAAACUCAACCGUUUGUUCUUCAGGGAAGCGAAAGCAUUUUUGUAAUUAGUUGCUCUAGCUCGCUUUCAACUCGCAGCCACCACAAGAAAUAUAAAAUAUAUUGCCCUUCUCCAACAAAGCGAACAAAAAUUGUGUGAGCUUUUGAGUAAGCCUUUAAUAAAUAUAACUAAUCAAAUCACCGUUAGGCAUCCCUUGAUUUAUUCAACGUUCCAGAGGAGACAACAACAAAACCCAAUAGACUAGUAUUUCCUAGUAAUUACGCAAAAAUUCCAUCACCCACACAGACGCACGACCUGCAAAAAGAAACGGAAAGUGAAGUAAAAUACAUAUAUAGAAAAGAAAAAGAGCGCAAACAUGUCUUCCGAUAUCGCCAUGCAAUUGAUUGCCAUUUUGGAGAAGACGGUGUCGCCAGACAAAAAUGAAUUGCUAUCGGCGAAGAACUUCUUGGAGCAGGCGGCGGCCAGCAAUCUGCCCGAGUUUCUCAAGGCGCUGUCCGAGAUCCUGGUGAACACGACAAACAGCGCAGUAGCCCGCAUGGCAGCCGGUCUCCAGCUGAAGAAUCACCUGACCAGCAAAGAUGAGAAGAUCAGCCAACAGUACCAAGAGCGCUGGCACCAGUUUCCCAGCGAAAUCCGCGAGCUGAUCAAGAAUAACAUCCUGGCCGCUCUGGGUACCGAGAACACGCGUCCCUCCUGCGCCGCCCAGUGCGUGGCCUAUGUGGCCGUGAUCGAGCUGCCGAUGAACCGCUGGGCCAUGCUCAUCACGACACUGGUUAACAAGGUGGUCAGCGAGGUAUCCAGCGAGAUGCACCGUGAGGCGGCGCUGGAGGCAAUUGGCUACAUCUGCCAGGACAUUCGCUUCGGGGUGCUGGAGAACCAGUCCAACGACGUUCUCACUGCCAUCAUCCAUGGCAUGAGAAAGUUGGAGCCGAGCAAUCAUGUCCGUUUGGCGGCCACCACGGCCCUUCACAAUUCGCUAGAGUUCACCAAGUCGAACUUUGAGAAGGACAUGGAGCGCAACUUCAUCAUGGAGGUGGUGUGCGAGGCUACUCAGUGCCAGGACUCGCAAAUCUGCGUGGCUGCCCUCCAGUGUCUGGUGAAGGUUAUGACCCUUUACUACCAGUUCAUGGAACCCUACAUGGCGCAGGCUCUUUUUCCGAUCACUUUGGCGGCCAUGAAGUCUGAAAACGAUGCGGUGGCCCUGCAGGGCAUCGAGUUCUGGUCGAACGUCUGUGACGAAGAGAUCGACCUGGCCAUCGAGAGUCAAGAGGCCACGGAUCAGGGCAGAGCUCCGCAGAGGGUAUCCAAGCAUUAUGCUCGUGGUGCGCUGCAAUUCCUUACGCCCGUGCUCGUCGAGAAGCUGACUAAGCAGGACGAGUGCGAUGACGAGGACACCUGGAGCCCGGCGAAGGCCUCCUCCGUUUGCCUCAUGGUGCUGGCCACCUGCUGCGAGGAUGAGAUUGUGCCGCAUGUGCUACCCUUCAUCAAGGAGAACAUCGAGUCGCCCAACUGGCGCUACCGUGACGCGGCAGUGAUGACUUUCGGCUCGGUGCUGAAUGGAUUGGAGACCAACACACUGAAGCCGCUCGUGGAGCAGGCCAUGCCCACGCUCAUUCGGCUGAUGUAUGACUCCAGCGUAAUUGUGCGCGACACCACGGCUUGGACCUUCGGACGCAUCUGCGAUAUCAUUCCUGAAGCGGCCAUCAACAAGACAUAUCUCCAGACUCUGCUUGAGUGCUUCGUAAAGAGUUUAAAGUCGGAGCCCCGAGUGGCGGCCAACGUAUGCUGGGCCUUCAUUGGUCUAUCGGAUGCCGCCUAUGAGGCAGCGGUCACCACCGAGGGCGAGACACCGGAGACCUACGCUCUGUCCCCGUACUUUGAGUACAUCAUUACUCAGCUGCUGGAGACCACAGAUCGUUCAGAUGGAGCUCAGGCCAAUCUGAGGGGAGCUGCCUAUGAAGCACUCAUGGAUAUGAUCAAGAACUCGCCCCUAGAUUGCUAUUUAGUAGUGCAGCGCACCACUUUAGUGAUACUGGAGCGAUUGAAUCAGGUUAUGCAGAUGGAAACGCAAAUCAACAACCACAGCGAUCGGCAUCAGUUCAACGACUUGCAAUCGCUUCUGUGCGCCACGCUGCAAAGUGUUUUGAGAAAGGUCCACGAGCAGGAUGCCCCACAAAUUUCCGAUGCUAUCAUGACCGCCCUGCUGACCAUGUUUAAUUCGAGCGCCGGGAAAUCUGGUGGUGUGCAGGAGGAUGCCUUCCUUGCUGUUUCCACACUGGUGGAACUUUUGGGUGUACAGUUUGCCAAGUACAUGCCCGCUUUCAAGGACUUCCUAGUCAUGGGUCUGAAGAACCACCAGGAGUACCAGGUCUGCUGUGCUUCUGUCGGCCUCACUGGGGACAUUUUCCGCGCCCUAAAGGAGCUAAUGGUGCCCUACUCCGAUGAGAUAAUGUCGGUUUUGAUGAACAACCUGGCAGAGCCGACUCUACAUCGCAGCGUUAAGCCCCAGAUCCUAUCCGCCUUCGGGGACAUAGCCUUGAGCAUUGGUAGCCACUUCCUGAAUUAUCUGAGCGUGGUCCUAGACAUGCUGCGUGCCGCGUCCAACCUACAGACGGACGCAAAUAAUUUUGACAUGAACGAGUACAUCAACGAACUGCGCGAGAGCGUACUAGAAGCCUACACUGGCAUCAUUCAGGGCCUCAAGGGCGUGGAUCAGACGGCUAAUCCGGACGUGGUAUACAUGGAGCCCCAUUUAGUGCACAUUAUUUCCUUUAUCAAGCGCAUCGCUCAGGAGGGCGACGUUUCCGACUCGAUGAUGGCCAGUGCCGCCGGCUUCAUUGGCGAUCUGUGCACCUCGUUUGGACCACGUCUGUACCCGCUUCUGGAUGAUUCGUUCAUUUCCACCUUCCUUGCCGAUGGCAAGCGCUCCAAGGGCCAGCGCACCAAGAUGCUGUGUACUUGGGCCGUCAAGGAGAUUAAGAAGAUCAAUAGCCAGGUUAUCACGCAGUAGAUUCCCAGCUAGAGGUUAAUGUUUCCCUGCUUUCCACCAGACCCACAAGAUUUUAUGUUAUGCAGCCAAACUGUCCAGUCCGAAUUCUCUGAUAAAAAGAUUCUAUCUGCUAAGUUUGUUUGUCCGAUCUAUUGUUGCUGUGCAACGUGUAAAUGCUAAGACAAAUUGUUUAUAAAAACCCAAUAGCUUUAAGCCCAAAACCGAACCUUUGUUUCGACCAACUAUUUUAAUUAAGGCCUGUUGAUUAUCGUGUGAGUUUAUUUAUCCUUUAUCUAUCAAUUGUCCUCGCGCGGAAACGCAAACCCAAAGUAAGGCGGCCCAUUGACUAAAACAUUGAUAAAUAUCUGUUCAUGGAAUUAUGACAUUUUGUAAAAAUCCGGCUAUAAGGGCAGCCUUAGUUUGGGAUUGCUCUGGAAACCGGCGAUUUAGUAGCCCGAUUUUAAGCAUUACCAAAAAGCUAAACCUAGCUGUUAUUAAAAAUUAUGUGAAAUUUAAAUUUAAUUGUAAAAAUCGGUAGAAAACAAUUGCUUUAAAAGUAGAACACAUUAAAUGCAUUGCACCUCGUUGGAAACAUUAACUUGUAGCGGCUGUAAGAACCACACUUUAAGUUAAGAAUUAAUGUAUCUAUCCUACAAUCCUCACUAGCCCAACAAAAAAAAAAAUACAUAAAAUAAGAAUGAAUGUCUUGAGUGUGAACCGAAUGUGAUGGAAUGAAACAUAUGGCUGAGAGCGAGUAUGUAUUAUCUAAAAGUCAGCGUGCCUGUUGUCCGUCACCUUACCCCUUUAUGCCUAUAGUUAUGCUGUGAUGAAUGCUUGAGAGAAACUCUGGGAAAAUGAUAUUACGUGACUGCGAAAAUCCCCACAAAAAUGGAUGAAGAUUUCCUUUUUCUUUGGCGCGCGUGUGUAUCGGCGUGUUGUGUGAUAUUAUGAAUUAAGCGCAAGAAUUUGUCUAGUGAAACGAAACGAAUGAUUUUAGACGUAAGCAAAACAGAAAAUCAAAAAGAUUUUAAACGGAUUUGAAUUUAAAUUUACAAGCAAACGAAACGAAUCUAAAUGUAAAACACUUAAAGACGACUGAAAAACCAACCUAGCAACUAAAAAACGAAAUACGAAAUGACUUAGGGACGUACAAAGGCGCGGGCGUGGCUGUUUCGAAAACUAGCUCCAAAAAUCAUCAAUUAAACAACAGCGAAAUCCAGAAUAAAUACGAAUACUUAAAGCAGUCACGCUCAAGCCCACAAAAGCAUGAAAUUAUUUUAUUUUUUGUGUAUACAAUUAAGUGUGCUCUCAUUAAUUCCAACCAAUGACGCUUAAUUUGCCUCUCACUUUAUUUUAUGUUUUACUUGAAAUAAAAUGGGGUGAAAAGCAACGAGAAACAAACAAAACAGCAAAAACAACAACCAAGCAACUACCUGCAGCACAUACAACACAUGUAUAAUUAAUAUAUAUAUUAGGUAAACGCAACAUACUAAAACUAAUACGCAACGGACCAGGGUAUACAACAAAAAAUAAAUAAACAAUUCACAGGGGAGCUAGAAAAAAAUUUAUUGAUUGUCAAAAGGAGUGUCUUCAAAAAUUGUAUUUCGAAAAAUCGAUCAAAACUGUUUUCACAACACCUUUUGAAACCCUAAAAGGGGAUUUCAAAUAUUUUAAAGAAAUGUCUGGCCCCCUGAAAACCAUAAUUUACAUAGAGAUGUAGGACGCGCUUAAAGACACAACAUGACAGCUUAAUAGGACAAAACAACGACACAUACUUCAUUUAGUUAUUUUAUCAUAUACGAACCAUACAAAAAAAACAUAACCAGAAACUACCUUACGAAAAAGACGCGACUGUGAACGAUGAAAAGUAAAUAGAGGAUAUAAACAAAGUCGAAACUAACCGUUUAAAAUCUUUUCACAACAUUCAAAUGCAAGUGAAAAUCGGAAUGAAGUGAACUAUUGUGAACUACUUUAGAUAUAAGCCCACAUGUAAUACGAAUACUGUUAAAUAAUGUCAAAACUAUAGCCAAGAAUUCGUUAAACUAAGCUUAAAUCACGUUUUUUAACUUUUUUCAAUGAAUUCUCUAAAUCAAGAAGUUGUCAUUUCAAAAAAAAAACUUUCAUUGGUAGUAUUUGUCUCGUUUUGCAAUAAAGUAUCGCACAGCCGUCCAAGAGAAAGAAGUUAUUUAUCAAACAAAAAUGACAUAUGAUUUUAUCAAAUUUGAACAUAUCAAAAAUUCGAAUUUUGAAAUGGCAACUUGCUUGCGCAUACAAAGGAAACAUGAAAUUGCCAAAAUUAAUUAGAUUAACACUAAUAUUAGCUAUGAAUGAUCGGAUGCGGAUGUUGAAGAUGAAUGACUCUGAAUCUUUGGAAAUCGAGAGCUGAGCAACGCCUAAAGGAACAUGAACGUUUAUGGCUGUGCUGUGCGAAAUGUGUGUUGAUUGAGUAUGAAGCUUGGUGCUGAGUAUUAUGAUGAUGACACUUGUGCAUUGUAUGAUGAUGAUGAGUUAUGUGAUGAUUGACAAUGGUUGUUUAUGAGAGUGACUGAUGAUUGGAGGAGUAUAUCUAGAAGAAAUCACCAACAAACUAAUACAAGACACUCAAAUCAUUUAGCACAAAUUUCUACCUUUUAUACAUACAUUUCCAACUUUUAAAACAAGUAGGAGUGCGUGAAACUGUGACUGAGAAAAUUUGUAUGUUACCAUUCCAAAACAAAAAACAAAUAUAAAAUCAUUCAAAUUGAGGGACUAUUGAGUUUGUUUCAUCUAGCUGUUAAGAAAUGAUUUCAUGUCACUAGAGUAAGCGCGUAAAAAGUAUGGUAAACGGUUGAAAAGCAAGCUUCAAUAAAAAAAAGGCACGGUGGACCCACUUUUUGGACUCGCCACUGUGUAAACUAAAGGGUUUUCAAUGGGCUUGCCUUUCAACCCUUGCCUUGUGUUCGAGUGGUCGUCGUCUGAUAUAAGCUUAAAAAAAUAAAUAAACUUAAACCGCAACUGUAACUUUGCCUGUGAUUCGAUCAUCUGUAUGAAGUGUGCUGUAUGAGUCUUGUGUGGAUACAUAAACAAUGUAAGAGAAAGCACCCCGCGCAGCAGAGAAAUGAUAUUUUUUUGUAAACAUUUAAAGGAUUACAAAGAAGAA
Messenger RNA from Drosophila gunungcola (fruit fly), 6174 nucleotides. It is a transcript of the gene Fs(2)Ket, whose product is annotated as importin subunit beta. Gene Ontology annotation, molecular function: nuclear import signal receptor activity; small GTPase binding. Gene Ontology annotation, cellular component: cytoplasm; nucleus. The transcript has 9 exons. Gene Ontology annotation, biological process: protein import into nucleus. The coding region runs from base 402 to 3056 and encodes 884 amino acids. Lineage: Eukaryota; Metazoa; Arthropoda; Insecta; Diptera; Drosophilidae. The record is from RefSeq and is a predicted model, not a curated record.